Molecule: messenger RNA, 2276 nt
Organism: Arachis stenosperma
Lineage: Eukaryota; Viridiplantae; Streptophyta; Magnoliopsida; Fabales; Fabaceae
Product: ABC transporter G family member 14
Exons: 5
Coding region: 137-2107 (656 amino acids)
Cellular component (GO): membrane
Molecular function (GO): ABC-type transporter activity; ATP binding; ATP hydrolysis activity
Source: RefSeq, a predicted model, not a curated record
CACAUAACACAUUGACAAGAAGUUAAAAGGAACUUCUUAACUUCUCUCAAAACCCCUCUAUUAUAUUUCAUCAUUCACCACCAUAAAUCUCUAUCAUAUCAUCACUUUCUUUUAUAUUCUUUAACCAUCAUUAGCCAUGCCACAAAACUGCAUAGCACCAAAACCAGAAUACAACACUAGUAGUAAUAGUAGUAGUAGUACUCAUCAUCACUCUAUGGAAGCAGCCUUAGAGAAUAAUAAUACCAAUGAACAACAAUCCAUACAGAAACUCACUAUGUUCCCCAUAACUUUGAAGUUUGAGGAAUUGGUGUACAAAGUGAAACUAGAACAGAAAGGAGGAUGUUGGGGAAGCAACAAAUGGAGCUGCAAAGAGAAAACAAUUCUGAAUGGAAUCAGUGGUUGUGUUUGCCCUGGUGAGAUUCUUGCUAUGCUUGGCCCUUCAGGGAGUGGCAAAACCACACUCCUUACAGCUCUCGGAGGCCGUCUCACCGGAAAACUCUCCGGUAAGAUAACAUACAACAACAAUCCAUUCUCAGGUUCAAUCAAGAGAAGAACAGGUUUUGUAGCACAAGAUGAUGUUCUAUAUCCUCACCUAACUGUAACUGAAACACUAUUCUUCACUGCACUUCUAAGGCUUCCAAAGACUUUAACAAGAGAUGAGAAGGUUCAUCAUGUUGAGAGAGUGAUCAGUGAAUUGGGAUUAACAAGGUGUAGGAGCAGCAUGAUUGGAGGACCUUUGUUCAGAGGAAUUUCUGGUGGAGAAAAGAAGAGAGUUAGUAUUGGACAAGAAAUGCUUAUUAAUCCUAGCUUGUUGCUUCUUGAUGAGCCUACUUCUGGUUUGGAUUCCACAACUGCUCAGAGGAUCUUGAACACUAUUAAGAGACUCGCCGGCGGCGGAAGAACCGUUAUAACCACCAUUCACCAGCCAUCUAGCAGGCUAUACUACAUGUUUGACAAGGUUGUGUUGCUCUCUGAAGGCUCUCCUAUUUACUAUGGUCCUGCUUCCACUGCUUUGGACUAUUUCUCUUCACUUGGAUUCUCUACUUCUGUCACUGUUAAUCCUUCUGAUCUCUUGCUUGAUCUUGCCAAUGGGAUUGCUCCAGACUCAAAGCAUGCAAGUGAACAAAGUGAGGGAUUAGAACAAGAAAGGAAGCAAGUUAGAGAAGCUCUAAUAUCAGCUUAUGAUAAGAACAUAGCAACAAAUCUGAAAGCUGAGCUGUGCAGUGUUGAGGUGAACAACUACAACAACAUGAUGAUCAAAGAUGCUUGUGCAAGGAAUCAGAUAAAUCAGGAGCAAUGGUGCACAAGUUGGUGGCAUCAGUUUAAAGUACUAUUGCAGAGGGGAGUGAGGGAGAGAAGGUUUGAAGCAUUCAAUAGGCUGAGAAUAUUCCAAGUCAUAAGUGUUGCUUUUCUUGGUGGACUCUUGUGGUGGCAUACCCCAGAAUCACACAUUGAAGAUCGGGUAGCAUUGCUGUUUUUCUUCUCAGUUUUCUGGGGAUUCUACCCUCUAUACAAUGCAGUAUUCACAUUCCCACAAGAGAGGAGAAUGCUGAUAAAGGAAAGAUCUUCAGGAAUGUACAGGCUGUCUUCCUACUUCUUAGCAAGAACAAUAGGAGACUUGCCAUUGGAGCUUGCACUUCCAACUGCAUUUGUGUUCAUAAUCUAUUGGAUGGGAGGACUCAAACCUGAUCCUGUUACAUUCAUCCUUUCUCUUCUUGUUGUUCUCUACAGUGUCCUUGUUUCUCAAAGCUUAGGCUUAGCAUUUGGUGCUAUAUUAAUGGAGAUCAAACAAGCAACCACUCUAGCUUCUGUCACAACCCUUGUGUUCCUCAUUGCUGGUGGAUACUAUGUUCAACAGAUUCCACCUUUUAUAGUGUGGCUAAAGUACUUGAGCUAUAGCUACUACUGUUACAAGCUUCUUCUUGGUGUUCAAUACACUCAAGAUGAUUACUAUGAAUGCUCAAAGGGUGUGAUGUGCAAGGUUGCUGAUUUUCCACCAAUCAAAUCAAUGGGAUUGAAUCAUCUUUGGGUUGAUGUUUGCAUUAUGGCACUUAUGUUGGUUGGUUAUAGACUAAUUGCUUAUUUAGCACUCAAUAGAGUAAGGUAGAUUCAUACACAUAGCAAGGAAGAAGAAGAAUUUCAAGAAAGGUUUUUGUACUAAUUCAAACUGAGCAAUAAUAUUACUACUAAUAAUAACUAGAAUUAUAUUAGGCUUUUCAUGUUACUUCAUGUAAUCAAAUCAAAUAUAAAUAUAUAUGUAUCAAAAUCUCCCUCAA